This is a messenger RNA of Lampris incognitus (smalleye Pacific opah), 1063 nucleotides long. RefSeq names its product phosphomannomutase 1 (gene pmm1). The coding region runs from base 261 to 950 and encodes 229 amino acids. Gene Ontology annotation, cellular component: cytosol. The record is from RefSeq and is a predicted model, not a curated record. The transcript has 8 exons. Gene Ontology annotation, molecular function: phosphomannomutase activity. Lineage: Eukaryota; Metazoa; Chordata; Actinopteri; Lampriformes; Lampridae. Gene Ontology annotation, biological process: mannose metabolic process; protein N-linked glycosylation; GDP-mannose biosynthetic process.
UCAAACCAAGUCGGAACCGAGAAAGCAGAAUCGCAGGACUGUGACCGAUGGAGUGGCUCGCAAGUGCUUGAAAUUUUAACGUUCACUUGCAUAUUUGUGAGAUCUUGGAGCGUCGACUAUUUUCUUUUUUUGUUUUACAGUCAGCUUUUUUUCUACAGUAGGGUUUCGUUUGCGCGAGUGUGUCUUGGAGUCAGUCAUUUUUAUUCGUGUUACAACCAACAACAACAACAACAACAAAUUACACUAUUUCAAAAUUAGAAAUGGACGAACCAGAGGGCUUUUCGCCGGACAGAACUAUUCUCUGCCUGUUUGACGUGGAUGGCACUCUCACAGAGCCAAGAGAGAAAAUUGAUCCACAGCUGGAUGAGUUUUUCCAGACUCUGCGGAAGAAGGUGAGAAUCGGCAUUGUUGGAGGGUCAGACUAUUCAAAGAUCGCAGAGCAGCUCGGGGAAGGGGACGAUGUGAUACACAAGUUUGACUACGUAUUCGCUGAGAAUGGCACGGUGCAGUACAAAGAUGGGAAACUUCUCUCAAAACAUGCCAUUCAGAACCAGAUAGGAGAAGAGCUUCUUCAGGAUCUGAUCAACUUCUGUCUCAGCUACAUGGGACUCAUCAAACUACCCAAGAAAAGGGGGACAUUCAUUGAGUUUCGUAAUGGAAUGCUCAACAUCUCCCCCAUUGGGCGGAGCUGCACCCUGGAGGAGCGCAUUGAAUUCUCGGAGAUAGACAAGAGAGAGAAGAUCAGAGAGAAGUUUGUCGCCGCGCUGCAACAGGAGUUUGCUGGGAAGGGGCUCCGGUUCACGAGAGGCGGACUCAUCAGUUUCGACAUUUUCCCUGAGGGCUGGGACAAGAGACUCUGUCUGGAGGUCCUGGAGAGGGAGGGCCUGGAUGCCAUCUACUUCUUCGGCAACGAAACCUCAUUUGCCCGGAGCCGAAGGCCUAGGAGCUGAUGAUCUGUCCAGACCAGGUCUCGUGCUUUGUCCCUGGGUUGAGAUGCGUGAUCUUCACCUCCACCGCUUGCACCUUGAGAUUCUUCGGUGGGACUCGGCAGACUUUGUACGUG